Cyprinodon variegatus (sheepshead minnow) is the source of this 1001-nucleotide messenger RNA. Its product is annotated as B-cell receptor CD22-like. The transcript is spliced from 5 exons. The coding region runs from base 72 to 1001 and encodes 309 amino acids. The record is from RefSeq and is a predicted model, not a curated record. Lineage: Eukaryota; Metazoa; Chordata; Actinopteri; Cyprinodontiformes; Cyprinodontidae.
CUGAAAAGGGAUUCAUGAGCUGUUAAGUACUGACGGAAAUUCUCCUAUCUCUGGGACUUCUAUUAAAAGACAUGAAGGAAGCAGCAAUGAGUUUCUCUGGAACCAUCCGUGGAGUAAUAGUCUUUCUUUUGGCUGCGGACCGACCAAAGACCUGCAAUGUGUCACUGAGUCCCCGGGGUAAAGUGGAGGAGGGUAAACCAGUGACUCUGACCUGUAGAAGUGAUGCUAACCCAGCAGCUCAAUACACCUUCUACAAGCAUAAUCAUUCGCUUACUGUUGGAUCUGGAGAGGUUUAUCCGUUCCACUCUGUAAGCUCUGAGGACAGAGCAAACUACUUUUGCAAAUGUGAGAACAAAUAUGGAAACCAUACCUCUUCCCCUCUGUUUCUGGACAUUCUCUACGCUCCAAAGCUUCCUGUUGUUUCAGUCACUCCUGGGGAGAUCAUGGAGGGAAGCUUAGUGACUCUUACCUGCCUCAGUAAUGCAAACCCAGCAGCUAGUUACAGGUGGUACAGGGAAAAUGACAACAACCCUCUGAGUUUAAGAGAAAACCUCAACUUAAACAAUGUCAACUCAUCUGCAUCUGGCCGGUAUUACUGUAGCGCCUGGAACAACCUCGGAAAAAAGACAUCUACAGUCAAUAUUGAUGUGAAAUAUGCUCCCCGAUCUCUGUCUGUUUCAAUUAUUCCUGCUGGCAAAACUACGAAGGGCAGCUCAGUGACUCUGACAUGUAGCUGUGACGCUAACCCAGCAGCUCUUUACGUCUGGUACAAGGAGGGGCAUGAAUCAGAUAAAACUUCAGGACAAAACUUCAUUAUUGAAAACAUACAACAAGAACACAGUGGAGAUUAUCACUGUAAAGUCCAGAACAGCCUAGGAUAUCAGAACGCCACCAUAUCUGUGAUUGUUGUUGCAGGGCCAUCAAAGCUAGCAGUCAUUGGAACUAUGGUUUUUAUUUUUCUGAUUGUCAUAUUUCUCAUUGUCUUCUUCUUAUUGAGGUAA